ACGACGUCCCAACCGCCCAAUCGGCAGGCUGUUUGUAAGACCGCGAGCAGGAGGCGGGACUUGUAGCUCAACAGCCAAUCCCGAUUAGUGUACGUCACACGUAGAGCUCACGUAUGGACGAAAAACCCGGAAAUGAGUGUGUGUGUUUUCUCCACCAUGCUGUAGUGUUCGCGUGCCCUGAGGAAACCCCAGAGUGUGUGUGUUUACAGUUAGAGUGCAGUGUUAAAGUGUGUGUGUGUGUGUGUGAGAGAGAGAGAGAGAGAGAGAGAGAGAGCAGGAUGAGCGGUGUGUGUAAAGAAGUGCUCACUCUACAGAUCGGACAUUAUUCCAACUUUGUGGGGACACACUGGUGGAACCUGCAGGAUGCGUCUCUGUGUUAUGACCCUGACGUCCCGCUGGAUGAGUUGCAGAGUGAUGUGCUGUUCAGAGAAGGUCUCUCCCUGGGAGGACACGUCACCUACACACCCCGCCUCAUUGCCCUCGACCUGAAAGGAAGUCUGCAGACUCUGAAACAGGAAGGCUGUCUGUACGCCACCAAGCAUGACAACACCACCUUCACAUGGCAGGGUGAUAUAGUCACUCAUGCAGAAGCUCCUGCAGAUAGAAACCCAUUCCUUCAGGACCUUGACAGGCUGGAUACAGGGGAGUUGUUAGCAGCGCCAGACUUCACCAAUCCAGCUUAUCCGGCUGAAUACUUAGGAAAGGCUGUUGCCAUGGAGACAGUGAACAGCAGUUUGGAGCGAAUGCAGCGAUCCUAUAGGCUGGAGGGCAGUGUGAGGGUGUGGUCAGACUUCCUGAGGCUCCACCUCCAUCCUCGUACCAUAUCCAUCAUCAAUCAGUACAACCAUGAUGGCGAGGUGGCGCGGUUGGAGGUGUUUGGUCAGGGUGAGGUGCUGUUACAGGGCUCUGUAUUGGAGGAGCUGGAAGAUAGGCUGCAUUUUUUCAUAGAGGAGUGUGACUACCUGCAGGGGUUCCAGGUGCUGUGCGAUAUGGCUAAUGGUUUCUCAGGUUUGGGGUCAAAGGUCACAGAGCUGCUGCAGGACUCCUACAGUGGGCGGGGCAUCCUGACGUGGGGCAUGGCUCCUGUCAGUCACCCUGAUUCAAGUCCGAUUAAGGAGGUGCAUCACAUGAUGAACUGUGCUCUGGGAAUGGUGCACAUGGCACAUCACAGUUCGAUGUUCUGCCCUUUGACCCUGAGGGGCGGGCUAGGGAGACGUCCGGCUCCGCCCACCACUUUCCCUCUCCUCAGUUAUGACCCGUCUCUGUGGUAUCACAGCAGCUCUGUGUUAGCUCUAGCUCUGGACACGCUGACUGUCCCCUACAGGCUCAGACAGAACAGCGCCCCCAUGUGGCAGCUGGCGGACGCGCUCACUGUCUCAGGCAGGAAGGUUGUGUGCGCUUACGGGUCUGUUCCAUUUCCCAUGAUGCAAGGCAGCUGCCUUCCUGACGUGCUAAACGCCUGUGGUGACACAUUACCAUGGAAACCUCUAUCAGGUUGCCCUGAGCUGGCCGACGGGCGAUGUUUCGGCCAAUCGGUGACACUCCGGGGGCUGGAGGGACAGAGCAGUGUGAGUUCUCUGGUUCCUGGAACAGAACAUCCCUCCAAUCUACACUGUGCUCAGUCAGGAGAAGAAAUACUGAACACACACCUGAUAACACGCUACCCGUCUACACCACUAGCAGUACAGUUGCUCUCCUCUCCUAGUAAACUGACCCCGCCCUUCCCUCAGAUCUUCAGCCCAAAACUCGACCCUCAAGGUUUAAUACGGAGCCAAACGUCCACAACGGAGGCUCCCCUGCCGGUUUUGUCUCUUCCCGUGUUGUCGAGUUUGCAGUCCAGCUCAUCGGUGUCUCGUUUCCUAGCCGAGCUUCAGAAGUCCUGCAGCGCCAUCGAUUUACGUCGAGUUUCUCCCACUUUCCUUUCUCACAGCGACCAGUCUGAAAUCGCAGAGAACCUUGAGCAGCUUUGGACGCUUGCGCACUGUUACCGUGACGACAGUGGUGGCACAGUGCGCUCUUCCUCUGAAGAUGAUGAUGAUUAGCUCUGUGUAAACAAUCCAAGAGCAACAAGAUAACAUUUCUUCAAAUUAAAUCAGUUCUGCACUGAAUCAUGGCACAGCUAAGAAAUAAAGAUGGAAGGACUAGAUUAGAUAGUGGGUGGUAUUGAUGGUGAGAUGGAUUAGCUGCUAAGAAAGAGAUGGAGGAAAAGUAGUGUAGAGGAAGGAUGGUGGAAAUGGAGGAUAAUGAAGAAUGUAGCACCGUCUGGGUUUAAAAUCACCCCAUAUUUAGCAUCUUGGGGACAAAACUGUAGGGUAAAAGGGUGCUUAGGACUGAUAUUCUCAAGUAAAGAAAACAGCAUGUGUGUUAGUCGAGAAUAAAACAUUUAUUGACCGAUAAAACCUCACUAUUGUGGUUCAUGAGUGUGCUCCAUAACCAAGCUAGUUUUUAUUUAAAGAAAACCUGCUCCUUCAAAUAUUGACUGACCUUAUAAAAACAAAAUGUAUAAUUAAAAAAAAAAGGUUUUUUGUAUAUAGCUUUGUAUGAACAUAAAACGGUUGUGAAUGGCAUAAAACAUUUAUUAAUAAACAGUAUUACGGUCAAAUUCAUUUGAAGAUGGAAGAGUAUUUGAUGGAAGAACUAUCCAGCCUGAUUGCCAAAGGGAGUCAAAAUGGUCUUUUUGGUUUAAGUUUAAAAGAGAAAAAAACUAGAUACAGAUGAAACAUUCUAAACAGGUUUUUUUUUUUUUUUUUUCUUUUAAAUGAAUAAAUAUUAAAAAAAGCUCUUGUGUUUCUGGUUAAUUUUCAUCAUUUCAGAUUAAUUUGGAGCUAAAACUAAUGAGCAAUCUUGAAUGGCCAUGAUGUGUAAUAGCAGUGACUGGGUAGAUAUGGAUCACUACAUGUUUCUAUAAAAAAUAACAACACAAUCUUUUAUGAAAACAGAAUAACCUUCCAAAAUUAUACCAGAGAAUUUGGAUUCACAAAUAUGUUUCCUAGACUUUGGUGUUGAAACAAGCAGAAACUUUUAAAGGGAACCCUGUCUAUGAAGACUUGGAUGGCUUAUUAGAUUAACUCUGACAUCCGCUAUAUAACUCCGCUAUAUAAAAACACUCUAGAUGUCAGAAAAAAACAUCCUUGCACUCUUAGGCCGCCAUUGCUGUUUACAUCACAAUUCAUUCUGGGUAGCGACAUCAAUUGGUUGCAACGGUCUCGAUUCUCCAGCGACCCUACAGCGAAAUAAACAUGUCUUUAGCCUUUUCGAUUUGAACCCGAGUGUAACAUAAGCGUGGAGGCUAAUAUAGAAGAUAUUACUUAAAAUGUCCAUCCAAAUGAAGACGAUCAGAGAGGUGAGGAGGCGAGAGUGGGGCAAAAUCCAUGGUGUCUGUGUAGCAACUGCACGUCUAUGCCAACCGAGAGUGUUUGUUGUUCAAGGGAAGCACAUGGAUUAAACUAUCGUUUUAUGAAACGUAUUCUAACAUCAAUAAUUUUAGAGAUUAUCAGCCAUCUUGCCGAGGCAACUCCCCUCAUAGUAAUCCACUGAUCAAUAACAUCCUGACAAAAACAGUCUUGUUACACUGGCAAAGGUCCAAACAAUCCAAUUAUGUAAAAAUAUUUAAUCCGCCUUUCAAGAGACCAAAACCAUGCGUGUACUCCAAAUGGUUCAAGAACAGCUUUAAUUUUACUUUGGGUAUGCCUUGGCUAGGUGUUUUAGGCUAAUUUUACUGGAGCUUUAUGUUAUGAAUGUACAGAAAAAAACACACUAACAAGAUGCUUACGGGUUUGAUUAUAUUUACAGAUAUCCCCUGUAUCACAGCACACAAGAACUAGAACAUUACAGCCAAAAGCAGCACAACCAUUUUGAGAGCACUGCGUAUGUCACGUAAUGGCGGCCUCUGUAGGUUAAAAUGUGUAUUAAAUAUUAAGGAUUUUUAAAGUAAUGAACAUCUCAUGUGUUUAUGAUGUCGUGGAUAAAUCAAGCUUUUCAGCCUAAGUCAAAAACUUCAGAGACAGAGAGUUUAGUAGAUGUGAAAAAGUAAAUAAACUUUAUUGAAACAAUAAAGUGUGACAGUCUGCAGAAAGUCCAAAUUAUUCAAACACACACAGCCCUUUUUCUACCUUCCUACACAGUGUAGUCAUUGUAGGCGGAGUUAUGCCUUUCCUCAUAAAAACAGACCAAUCUUCUUCACCACAAUUAAAUAUCCAUGUCUAUAUUUUAUUUUAAAUUUGUGGAGCAUGUGCAGUUAGUUGUUUUUUUCUCAAAAUGAUUUCAGAAGGUCAUGGUUUCUUCUUUUUUAAAAAAGGUUUCCCACA
This is a messenger RNA of Ictalurus furcatus (blue catfish), 4307 nucleotides long. It is a transcript of the gene msto1, whose product is annotated as misato mitochondrial distribution and morphology regulator 1. The record is from RefSeq and is a predicted model, not a curated record. The transcript has 14 exons. NCBI's taxonomy places the organism in Eukaryota, Metazoa, Chordata, Actinopteri, Siluriformes, Ictaluridae. The coding region runs from base 114 to 2042 and encodes 642 amino acids. Gene Ontology annotation, cellular component: cytoplasm. Gene Ontology annotation, biological process: mitochondrion distribution.